Molecule: messenger RNA, 2496 nt
Organism: Micropterus salmoides (largemouth bass)
Lineage: Eukaryota; Metazoa; Chordata; Actinopteri; Centrarchiformes; Centrarchidae
Exons: 4
Coding region: 1828-2439 (203 amino acids)
Source: RefSeq, a predicted model, not a curated record
UUAUAACUUCAGCUAUGGAAACAUUUUAUAUUAUUACAACUGUGUUUUACCACAUUGUCAUUCAUGAUCUGGUUAUACCAGUUUUAAAAUCAAAUUUAAAUCAACUUUUAUUUUCACAUAUACAAUAAUACACAGUACAACAUAUGCGAAAUUCAUUCUCUGCAUUUAAACCAUCUUAAUUAUGAGCAGUGGGCAUCCAUUGUGCAGUGCCCGGAGACCAACAGUAGAUCUAAUCAACUGGAGAAAUUAACCUAACAUAUAUAUUUUUGAUGGUGGGGGAAACCCAAAAAAACACGGGAAAUACAGAAAUACUCACAUCACUCAAAUAAUCAUAUAUUUGCUUAUAACUACAUUAGUUAUAAACAAAUAUAAGUUAGUUAUAAACCAUUUAUUACAUGUAUAAUAUACUGUUCAUAUAAAUGCAGAGGGGAUCCAAAUAAAGUGUUACCCAAAAUGAAAAAUUACUGAAAUAGAAGUCUGAUUUGAGCCUAAAAUGGGGAAUGAUUUCCAUAGCAACACAUGGGGUGCUGUGUCAAAGCAGGUGUGUGUGUAGACAGGUUAUAAAUGUGAAAACAUCUCGUUUAUCUGCUACAUACUUCUACUCCGCUACAUUUCAGAGUGAGAUUUUCCUGCUUCUUAUUUCUCUUAUUUAUUUGUUAACUUAUGUUACUGGUUACUUUUUAAAUUCAGAUAAGUUAGGUUUGGUAAGUAAAUAGCUAGACAUGCUAUUGUACGUUAUCCGAGGCGAAAUCAGGACAUUUCAACAUUCUCUAGUAGAAGGCAGAGUUAUGAUCACGAUAUCCCAUUUAUAGUGUGACAGGCUAUGCUCCCACAUCAUUUAUUUCCCCCAAAUAUCUAAGAAAAGAGAAGAAACCUGUAGCACGCCUCCAACUCUCUUAGAUGCCAAAGUUGCACCUGGUUCAGGGAAAGAAAUAGCUGGAAGUUUUGCCCAUAAUUUAUGCAAAAUAUCAUAAGACCAGAAAUUAGGUGGAUUAAAACAAGUAACAAAUAAAUGAUGUUUGCAAACACCGUCAUCUGUAUGUGAAAGAGGUCAGAACCCACGAAGAAGCAAAAACCUGAUAACCUGAUAGGCCAAGUUCUCCACUGAACAGUUGUGAGAGAGCAAAUAAAAGCACAAAAUCAAAGUAAUAAAAACACAUGAAUGUGUGUUUAUGGAUCAAUAAACUGAAUUGAUGUGAGGAUGAUUUCGUGUGAGCAAAUAGCAGGCAGCUCUCACAGGUGAUUAUAGCUCGUUAAGGAAGUGAGAUCCAAUAAUUUCAUUAAGAGUUCAGGAAGCAAACAAACCAACGCUGCGGUUGGGAAAUCCGAAUCCCAACUCAGAAUGUUGACACAGUAAAUAAUCAGACCAAUAAAAUUAGAGUGAAGUCUGUCAGAAGGUCAAUAUCUGAAGGGGUACAAAAGGAGGUGGCCUGGACCCUGACAGCCAGUCUGCAGGUCUGAUCUGGUCUCUGAGCAGGAUCUGUCAAGGUGAGUCUCUUCUAGUUGAUGUAAUAUGGGAUGGAAGGUAGAGAUGGAAAAGAUACUGCACUUUCACAUCAUCAAGGAUAUGGUAUGAAUACAGACUUGGUUGUGUUAGGGUAAAAAUACUGUGCAUUGAAAAUAUAACAGCAUAUCCAUUAAAUUUAAGAUUAAUUACAUUAAAUUUGGCUGAUGUGAGUGAGGUAUUGAGAUUUGUUUUGUUUUGAGAUAAUUCCAACUGAGAUCUGGCUCAUUGUCAGUGUUCCAGUUUAUGCCAAAGGUGUUGGAUGAGGUUGAGGUCAGGGCUCUGAACAGGACAGUCAAGUUCUUCUCUAUCAAACUGUGGAAAUGAUUUCUUUAUGGAGCUGGCUUUGUAACUGGGGGCAGUAUCAUGUUGAAACAGGAAAGGGACAAGCACAAACUUCUUUUUCAUUGGAACUAAACAGCCGAGACCAAAAGGACAAUAACGUAUGUGUUUCAAAAAUCAACUUGUCUCCUCAGGAAAUCAUCAUUAUCCUUACCUUCAUCUUCAUCAUCCUCAUGAUGCCAUCCAUGAGUGUGACUCAGGUGUUCCUGCUGUUGGCAGUUCUCCACAUCACCAUAUCACUUCCUGUCAGGGAUGACGAUGAGGUGGAGAGUUUUCUGACUCAGAUCAGAAACCUGAACGCACCGUGGUCUAUGUCGGGGGUGAACUCUGCAGACACUCUGCUCAAGGCCAGACUCGGGCAACUGCUCUCUGCAGGUCUGGACCGCAGGAGGCAGCUGGGAGAUAUCGAGUUCUCCAACAGAUACGCAGAGUUCCUGCGAUCCAAAGCCAAACACAGCUCCAUCUGCGCCUUCCUGCGCCGCAUGGAGAGCGUCAAGAAGAGCGGGGUGGGAGGAGACAUGGAGAGGGUGAACCUGCUGCUGAAACAGUACAUGUGUCCGUCCGUCUACAACAACUGGGCGACUGACUUGUAGAAGUCACUCAGCAGAGAGAGAGAGAGAUGUAAAGCUGGUGUUAGAAGGACAAACACU